Molecule: messenger RNA, 2623 nt
Organism: Nerophis ophidion (straightnose pipefish)
Lineage: Eukaryota; Metazoa; Chordata; Actinopteri; Syngnathiformes; Syngnathidae
Exons: 4
Coding region: 109-2076 (655 amino acids)
Molecular function (GO): ubiquitin-protein transferase activity
Source: RefSeq, a predicted model, not a curated record
AUUUAUAUCGAAAGAUAUGGGGAUCGACUUGCGCUCAGAGCAUUUUGCCGUCAAAGAACUGUGACAAACGAAGAGUCGGGUGGAGCCGAGACAGUGAAGUCCUCCCUCAUGCAGAAAUUAAGAGACAGGUUAAGAACUCCUAAUACUGUACAAGGCACCGCUACUGGCCAAAAAAAUGCAGCCAAAAUCACCCGGCGGGUUGAAAUGGGAUGGCUCCACUUUGAGAGUGGAAUGUAUCACCAGGUUAGAACGAGAAAAGGAGGAGGAACACGGAAUCUGUCGGUCCAGAAAUCAGUGACUAUGGGUGAACUGUUGGAGACAGGCAAAUGCUUGUUUUUUGCAAAUGGGCAUUCAUCAAAAGGACUGAUAGAAGACUUCGAGUUUGACAUUUGUGAUUACAGUCCCAGUCCUGUGCCCCGUGAAGUCACGGUGGGCCAGCUGUACGAACAGACUAAACUAAAAAUGCUACGCGUCUACACUGCCACCAAGUCUAACAACAUUCUACUUCUCUCUGAUGAAUCAUCGGACAUGGAGCCAACACAGAAAACGCCGCUGAAGGCUAGGUCUAGGACAAUGAAGACACGAUCCUUGAGGAACAAGACCAGGAGACUCAAUGAAGUGGAUCAUCCAGAGAGCUCCUCUGAUUUAGAUCUAUCUCCAAGUGGCUCAAUGCAGCAAAACCAUGAACAAAGAAGAGAGACAAUCAGCCAGUCAAGAUCAGCAACUCCUGAGAUGGGUAACACAGAGCUCCUGCAUACACAACCUACUCAGGAUGUUGGCAGUCAUACUCAGCAGUCAACAAGAAGGCAUGGAUCUGAAGAUGACUGUUUAACGCCUGUGCCAAGUCAAGAUGCAGACCAGUUGUUAAGUGAUGUCUCAGAUUCCCCUCUUAAUCCUUCCAUUCAACAAUCUCUUGAGGACUCUGAAGUGAAGUUUGGACCCAUUGUUGGUGAUGAUACUGAUUCUCAAGACACCACACUUCCCUGGAAUCCACAUGACUUGAGCAGCAUGCAGCAUUCCACAUUCAAUGAUGGUCCUGUAUCAUCAAGCUGUCUUCCAGCAUCACCAGAUCCAUUUGACAAAGAAAUCCUUAUUUUGAAAUUAAGACGAGUAAACAUAGUUGAUGAUGUCCUUAAUGUCUUCAUGGAUCCAAAAGUACUGAAUGCUAGUCUAAGAAUAGAGUUUACAAAUGAGAAAGCUAUGGACAGUGAUGGUGUGUCAAGAGAAGCGUACUCCGCAUUCUGGGACCACUUCUUGGACCAGUGUGAGGGGGAAGAUGAACGAGUACCCAGGCUACAACCAGACUAUUCUGAGAAGAAAUGGCAAGCGCUCGGAAGAGUGUGGUUGAAAGGAUACCUGGACCACAAAAUCCUACCAAGCAGACUGUCACCAGCCUUUGUUCUUGCCUGUUGUAAAGGAGUUAGCUCAGUGGAUGAAGAACUAUUAAUGAUGUCAUUUGCCAGAUUUCUUUCAGAAAAUGAGCGUGUGUCGCUUGAAAAAGCACUACAGGGUACCAUUGAUGAAACUGUUGAGGAGGACUUACUUGAUGUCUUCUCCAGAAUGAGCUCACACUGCCUGCCCCCUAAAAACAAUUUACGGGCUGCUAUUUUAACAAUGGCCCACAAAGCUCUUCUUCAAGAGCCAAAGUUUAUAAUUGACUGUUUCCACUCCAGUAUUCAUAAUGCUAUGCCAACGCUCAUAACCAAAGACAACAUAAUGGAGAUAUAUGAAUCUAAGAGGCCAACUAACAAGAAAGUGGCCCAGAUGAUAAAACCAUCACUUGAAAGCCUAAAUCCACAAGAGCAGACUGCUCUUAACCACCUGCUACGGUAUGUGAGAAGCAUCGACCAAAGAAAAUUGGAGAUUUUCUUACGCUUCUGCACAGGAUCUACUGUGCUGUGCAAAGACACAUUUGAAGUCAUUUUUAACACAUUGUGUGGUUUAAGUCGCAGGCCUGUAGCACACACAUGUGGAGCAGUUCUUGAGUUACCAUGCACUUACAUCACAUACCCUGAGUUUUGCAAAGAAUUUGAUAAUGUCUUGUCUGGUGACUGCUUCACAAUGGAUAUUGUGUAGUGAAUGGAAAGCACAUCUAUCUUCUACACUGAGGUUAUUAUGGCAUUUGUCUGAUGCAAAACUGUUUCUACAGAUUUUCAUUUAUUGUUUUUAUUAAAACAGAGACCGUUUACAUUUUUUGAAUUGUUUUAUUUUCUUAUUUUUUCUGUAAAUUGUUAGUACAGUGAGAUUCAGUUUUUUUCCACAAGACAGUUUAAUAAUUUUGAUAAGUCAGCAGGGUCUGUUCUCAUAGGUAAAUGUCCCUUUUUGUACAAUUAUUACAUUUUUAUGUGCAUCUUUUAUACAAUUGUUAUUCUGAAUAAUGUUCAGAAUUUAUGUCAUCAUUCAACAAACAAGUUCAUGUUCAAUGCAAGUACAAUACAUUUCUAAUGGUUGUUUAGUUCUGUUCAUUUCCUCUUUCAUGUCCUGCCUUGCUUCUCUUUGCAGUCAGUGUGCAUAUAGUGACAUAUCAAUCCUAUUUGCACCUCAGUUUUGCUGCAAAAUGUUCUUAAUGUUUGUGGCAUAGCACUGUUCAAGUGUAGUCAGUGUGGACAUGUUUUAGCUCUGA